Molecule: messenger RNA, 3619 nt
Organism: Lymnaea stagnalis (great pond snail)
Lineage: Eukaryota; Metazoa; Mollusca; Gastropoda; Lymnaeidae
Source: the annotation of a GenBank genome assembly
GCUAAUCCAUUAUAUGCGUCUGAUAGCAACAGUUAUAUUUUCUCAAUCAUGGAAUAGUCCUUGAGCCUUGAGUUUUAAUUGAAAGGCUCUGCAUUAAAUUUGAACAUACACUUCAGGAAGCAUUAUUUUAAAUCAUUCUUACCUAUUUAAUUUAAAAGAAUAAAAUAAUUAUCCUACAUUCAAAAAAGAUGAACGAAUGGCAACGCGAAAAAGAUUCGUCUUACAACACCAAGCUGGAAAUGUGGACAUCAAAAGAAGCUCAACUGAACUUGUUGCACGAAGAGAUGUGAGUAUUCUUAUUUACAGUUUUUCGAAACACACAAAGUUCUUCGAUUUUAUUUCACUUCUUUUAACAUCGUUUAAAUGGAUUAACCAUCAUAUUUGUUUCAGAAUGCUGAAAAAAAAAAAAAAACAACAAAGAGGAAGUUGGGAGGGACGAAUUCAAAUUUAAUUAGAAUUAGAAUUAGUUGUAGACUAGCUCUUCAUAAUCUUUUAUAAAAUAAACCUUAAUAAAGAAAAAUGAAUAAUGCCCAAAUAAAAUAAUAUUUAUAAAAUUUGAAAAAAUCUAUAAUAAUAACAUUUUACUUUAGCCUAAAGUUGCCAUGUAACCGUAUGUAGACCUAAAGUUUAGGCCUACAAAUAGUUAUAUGGUAUGAUUAUCAGCAGAAUAUUUGGAUGAUAGUAAAAGCUUAUGCAUUUAUAGAUGGUUAAACAUCAAAACCAUAUUAAGAAUUGACACUUUGGAGACUUUGACAGUCAGAAUANCCUUUUAUUUUACGGGGCAACCCAUAAAUGAUCUCACACUAAUUGGCUGAUUCCCCCCCCCCCCCCUAAAUAAAAAUUGUCGCAAAUUUUUAACCCAAAUCUGACAAUCUUUCACAAAUGUCACAAAUUAGUGACACCCCCCUCCCCCUAGCUGUGUGAUGUUGUUUUUAGAAAUGGCCCCUAUAAUCUCUAGCUAAAAUUUCCAAUAUUCGUUAAAUUUUCUUUUUCCUUCAGAAUUAACAAGAGAGAGGCAUUGCUUAGGUCAUCGAAAAACUUUUUGCAUAAGGGAUCACAGAAUGAGCUUCCCAUUAGCAAUACAGAUGCUGCCAUAAGAAACGACAAAAUUAUUAAGGUUUGAAAUUUAAAUAUUCCUUUAGAUUCCUUCCAUAAAUUUUGGGUUGGCUGUAUUUCAUAGUUGGUGGGAAAUUAGUCUGAUUGAAGAUUAACAUAAGUAUACUGAUUCCUUGAACAGUUCCACCAUGUUCAAAGCAGUAGCUUAAAUGAAGAUCAAGCAUGGUGGGGCAAUAUUUAUGCCAACUGUUUUCAUUUGGCUGUUAGUUAGUAAAUAGCUAAAGUACUACUACAUGUCAUCCCAGUUUUCUCACAAUCAAAUGACUAAGUAUAAAAAAACAGAGUAACAUGUACGAGGAGAUAUCAAGUAGGUUCUCACAACCCAAACAAAUACAUACAAAUAAGAAAAUUCCCUCAUUAAUGCACGGGGAUACUGUAAGGUUUGACAUCUUUGCCUCAUCAACAAAUGGGUUCAUAAGAAUAUCCCUUGCGCUAUUUUGUGGAGCUUAGCUUUACAAGUCUAUCUCUCUAUGAAUUAAUCAGACUUACUGGUUUUGAAAAACUUAGAAAUAAGAUAAACUCUUUUGGCGCCAACCAUUACAUUAAAAAAGCCAAGGUUGAUAAGCUUUCAGGGGGAAACAAUGGCUGCAUUGAAAUAAGCUAAACUCAAGUUGUCUCCCUGGUUUUUAAAUUUACUUUUGUGUCAAAAUAAAUUUUAGGAUAACCUCUUUUCUCUUAGGAUAUAAAUUCACUUGAAAAGCAGUUAAACCAAAGCCUGACAGAACCUUUAAGUCCAAGAUUUGCCAACCUUCAGGUAAGGGAAUGAGCUCACAAAUAGGUUAAUAAAGGGGAGAUUUUCUUCUUGCUGUCCUCUGUGAUACUACAGUUCAGCUAAGUGCUGUUUUUAAAAAAAAGGAAUUAUGUUUUUACUGUUGUUUGUUUGCUGAUGAAGUCUUCUUUCCAAUACAUUUGUUGCUUUGUUGCAUUAUUUUUUUUUCAGGUUUUCCCACACUUUGUUUCACUUAUUUCCACAAAUAUCAUUGCAUGACAUGAGUUUGUAUUCACUUACUAUCUUUACCAUUGCCAGGAUUAAAAUCCUUAUAAGUUUCCCUGCAAGCAAGGGGUAAAAUUUGUCCUCUGAAGAGAAGAAUUUCUUCUUUUUAAACUUAAAUGUUAGACUAAAGAUUUUAAAAAAAUAUGAUUCAUUUUACAAUAUAACACAUAAAUUACUGUGAAAUGGUUCACAAAAAACUUGAACAAUUUAAGUUGAAAUUGAUUUAAAGUUUAGCUACUCUUAAUUAUGUUGGUCUUCUAAUAAAUAUAACUGUGCCCAAGCUGGUAGGGCCUAUUUUAUAACUUCAUAUUUUCAGUUAACGACAUACGUUUAAUGACUUCCUAUUUUCACUUAAAAACAUACUACUUUAUAAGUUUUUUUCAAUAAAUGACAAGCUGUUUUAUAAAUUCAUUUUUUUCAGUUAAUAACAUUCUAUUAUAUAAGUUUUAUUUUUAGUUAAUGACAACCUAUUUUAUAAGUUAUUAUUUGUUAAAUUUAAUGACAUAAUAUUUUAUAAGUUCUAUUUUCAGUUAAUGACAAGCUAUUUCAUAAGUAUUAUUUUCAGUUAAUCACAUACCAUUUUAUAAGUUCAUAUUUUCAGUUAAUGGCACACUAUACUAUUAUGCUAAAUUAAAUUUUUUGAUUUUUUAUAAAAUAUUUAUAGUUUUUUUCCAGCAGUGUGUUUCUCAUUCAUGGUUAUAUUUUUCCUUCCACAGGCGAACUAUUGGUCCAUGGUAAAUAACAUGUUCCCUAUCUGGAAGAAAUCUUUGGAUGAACUAUAAGAAGAACACAUUAUUCAAGACACAGCUUACUUAUUAAGUUCUAAUUUUAAAGCAACUGUGAUAUUUUGUUGAAGCAAUAUGUAUUUUGUAAGUGUCCGUAUAAUAAACAUAGACCAGAAUGAAGAUUGAAAGACAUAAAGCACAUAACAUAAUUUUUUAGACAAAAUGAUAGUCAGGUAGAGCAGGCAAGAAUGAGCUUGUGAGCAAAUGGCUCCUUCCGAAAACUUUUAAAUAUGUAUGUGUGCAUUAUUUGGAUUUAAUUUAUUACUUGGAAUUAAACGGCCACUUUUCCAACUUUUAUCUUGAGCUGCCGCUGGUUGAAGAUGUGUGAGUUCUUCCCCGCUUCUUCCAUAUGGAGCUUUGUAUUAUUAGAAGCUACAAAUGGGUUAUAGUACUGAUGUUGGAUCUGAUUGGUAAUAGUACUGAUCUAGGAUCUGAUUGGUAAUAGCACUGAUGUAGGAUCUGAUUGGUAAUAGUAGUGAUGUAGGAUCUGAUUGGUAAUAGCACUGAUGUAGGAUCUGAUUGGUAAUAGCACUGAUGUAGGAUCUGAUUUGUAAUAGCACUGAUGUAGGAUCUGAUUGGUAAUAGCACUGAUGUAGGAUCUGAUUGGUAAUAGCACUGAUGUAGGAUCUGAUUGGUAAUAGCACUGAUGUAGGAUCUGAUUGGUAAUAGUACUGAUGUAGGAUCUGAUUGGUAAUAGCACUGAUGUAGGAUCUGAUUGGUAAUA